GGUGCCAAGAGCCACCGCGGUGCUCGCCGGGGCGGGCUGACGUCCUGCCCCGCAGCCACCUUUGGAGCAGCAGCAGCUUGGGAAACACAGUGGAGUGAGAGGACAUUGGAGGUGACCCCAAGAUGAAUCUCCUCGCUCAGAUGAGCUCCCUCCUUCAGACCCUUCAAGCUCCGGACUGGCUGUUCCUCCAGCCCUGGCACUGGCUGGGCUCCUGGGUGAGCAGCUCCAGGCAGGGCACCUGUGGCCCUGAAACUCGGCUGGGUCCCCAGGCAGUGACUGGGGCAGUGACCACGGCAGGGUUCUUCCUCUGCGAGGGGCUGCUGGGACAACACUUCAGCAUGGUCCCCAAUGGGGUGGCUGAGCCCCAGCCUGGGGACCUCUUCCUCUUCCCGCUGGCCUCCGGAGGCCCUGGCUGGUGGGGCUCCCACGCUGGCAUCUACUGUGGUGAUGGGGAGAUCAUCCACCUGGAAGGCAGCUCAGGGACGUCACCAUCAGGCAUCGUGGCUAAGCACGGCAAGAGCCACCUCCUGCGGACACGGGGCCCGGCCAAGGUGCUCCGGAGGAAGGGAGGGCUGGACGUGGCUGCCUUGCAGCGGCGGAUCCGGGCAGCCAUGGACCAGUCAGUGGAGUACAACAUCAUCACCUGCAACUGCAUCCACUUUGCCCUUGCCCUCCUGGGGCUGGGCCACCUUGCUGGUGCCAUGGUGUCCCCAGCGCUGCAGUGAGGGAGGUGAUGGUGCUCCUGGGGAAAAAGCGGGGCUGGAGCAUUCUCCCCUGGGGACCAGAACUACACCAGUGAUUUGUCAAUCCUCCUGUCAAUCCUGGCAAUAAACAGUUACAUGGAAACCC
This is a messenger RNA of Poecile atricapillus (Black-capped chickadee), 849 nucleotides long. RefSeq lists its product as uncharacterized. The transcript has 7 exons. Bases 123 to 725 code for a protein of 200 amino acids. NCBI's taxonomy places the organism in Eukaryota, Metazoa, Chordata, Aves, Passeriformes, Paridae. The record is from RefSeq and is a predicted model, not a curated record.